This is a messenger RNA of Nematostella vectensis (starlet sea anemone), 918 nucleotides long. Its product is annotated as DNA-directed RNA polymerase II subunit rpb1-like. The record is from RefSeq and is a predicted model, not a curated record. The transcript has 2 exons. The annotation marks the transcript as partial. NCBI's taxonomy places the organism in Eukaryota, Metazoa, Cnidaria, Anthozoa, Actiniaria, Edwardsiidae.
UGUCCUCCGACAGCACCUCCGACACAACCUUUUUAUCCUCCGACACCAUCUUUUUAUCCUCCGACACAACUUUCUUAUCCUCCGACACCAUCUUCUUAUCCUCCGCCACCAUCUUCUUAUCCUCCGAUAGCAGCUUUCUAUCCUCCGACCGCACCGUCUUAUAAUCCGACAGCACCUUCUUAUCCUCCGACACCAUCUUCUUAUCCUCCGACACAACCUUCUACAUCCUCCGACACCUUCUUAUCCUCCGACAGCACCUUCUUAUCCUCCGAAAGCACCUUCUUAUCCUCCGACACAACUGUCACGCAGGAAUACACCUUCUUAUCCUCCGACAGCACCUUCUUAUCCCCCGACACAACCUUCUUAUCCUCCGCCACAACCUUAUCCUCCGACACAACCUUCUUAUCCUCCGACAACAUCUUCUUAUCUUCCGACACAACCUUAUUAUCCUCCGACAGGACCUUCUUAUCCCCCGACACAACCUUCUUAUCCUCCGACAACAUCUUCUUAUCCUCCGACACAACCUUCUUAUCCUCCGACAGGACCUUUUUAUCCCCCGACACAACCUUCUUAUCCUCCGACAACAUCUUCUUAUCUUCCGACACAACCUUCUUAUCCUCCGACAGGACCUUCUUAUCCCCCGACACAACCUUCUUAUCCUCCGACAGGACCUUCUUAUCCCCCGACACAACCUUCUUAUCCUCCGACAACAUCUUCUUAUCCUCCGACACAACCUUCUUAUCCUACGACAACAUCUUCUUAUCCUCCGACACAACCUUCUUAUCCUCCGACAACAUCUUCUUAUCCUCCGACACAACCUUCUUAUCCUCCGACAAGACCUUCUUAACCUCCGACAAGACCUUCUUAUCCCCCGACACAACCUUCUUAUCCUCCGACAGCACCCUUCUUAUCCUCUGA